Solanum lycopersicum (tomato) is the source of this 2042-nucleotide messenger RNA. RefSeq lists its product as uncharacterized. Lineage: Eukaryota; Viridiplantae; Streptophyta; Magnoliopsida; Solanales; Solanaceae. Gene Ontology annotation, biological process: regulation of DNA-templated transcription. Gene Ontology annotation, cellular component: nucleus. The record is from RefSeq and is a predicted model, not a curated record.
UGUUCAGUGUACGGCUUUUUCUGUAUCUCCCACAAAUACAUUUUUGACCGUUGGGGUUUUCACAGAGAAGAAGAAGCUGGAAAAUGGGUGCUCGUGGGAGGAAAAGAGCUGCUCCGGUGAACACCGACAAUGUCGAUUGCAAUACCCAGAAAAAUUCAGAGUACGAACAGUUGAGGGAAAAAAGAAUCAAAGAAAAUCUUGAGAGGAUGCAAAAGUUGGGGAUUUUUGACAUAUCACUCAAACUCAAGCCUGUUAGGACACCCAUCGUUCGCAAAACCCCUCAGCGUCUCUCUCCUGUGCAGCGUUCUGGACCCACGCGCCGGUCCUCCAGGCUGCAGAGUGCGACACCAGUUAGCUAUUCAGAGGUGCAUCUGUCGAAGAUUGAUGACUCCUUGGAUGGUAAGCAUCAUUUGUUGAGGGAGGAAGGGGCAAAGCCAGAGAUUUACACGGAAGAACACGAGAAAUUGUUGGGUUCCACUGAUUUGAGCUGGACUUUUUUUGUGGAUGGAUAUGGAAAUGAUGGGAAGAGAAUCUAUGAUCCAGUCAAAGGAAAAACUUGUCAUCAGUGCCGACAGAAAACUCUUGGUCAUCGUACUCAUUGUAGCAAUUGCCAAAUUGUUCAAGGACAAUUCUGUGGAGAUUGCUUGUAUAUGAGAUACGGAGAACAUGUACUCGAAGCGAACAAGAAUCCGAAUUGGCUUUGCCCUGUUUGUCGAGGAAUAUGUAACUGCAGCUUGUGCCGGCAAGCAAAAGGUUGGGCUCCUACUGGUGCUCUCUAUAGGAAGAUUGCUAGACUGGGUUAUAAGUCAGUCGCACAUUAUCUAAUUCAAACCCAUCGAGCUACUGUCAGUACCGAGAAUAACUUGACACCAUUCUCUGCAAAAAGAUCACUACCUUUCUCAGAUAUGGAAGGUACAAGAAAAGAUGAGGGACUCUGUGAGGUGAAACCAGUGGCGUAUGUGGCGUAUGAUGCUAAUGAACCCAAUUUAGCUCCAGAAAGUAGUACAGAGCCUUUGCUGCUGAAACCUUAUCCUGAAAACAGUGGUACAGAUCUUGUUCUCUCAGGCGACAAUGUGGGAAACUUCUCAACAGACAACAAAUCAGGAAAUGCAAAUGCUGUGCUGGUGGUAGGUAGCUCAUUGACUUCUCAAACAGAGAUGAAACCAGUGGACUAUGAUGGCCAUGAGCCCAACUUAGCACCGGAAAGUAGCACAGUGCCCUUGCUGAAGUCCAUCGUUGAACCCUUGUUGCUACUGAAACAUGACUCCGAAAACAGUGCAGGAAAUAUCUCAGUAGCCAACAAAUCAGGAAAUGAAAAUGUCGUGCUGGUGGGCAACUCACUGACUUCUCAAACAGAGGUGAAACCAACCUUAUUACCAGAAAGUAGCACAGAGCCCUUGCUGAAGUCCAUUGCUGAACCCUUGUUACUACUGAAACAUGACUCUGAAAACAGUGGUAAAAAUCUUGUGCUCUCAUGUGAUAAUGCAGGAAACUUCUCAGCAGACAACAAAUUAGGAAAUGAAAAUGCCGUGCUGGUAGGCAGUGCAUUGACUUCAAGUACACCCGUGCUUACUGAAUUGAAUGAUGUCUUCAAAGGCGAGUCACAGCUUAGUGAUGAAUUUGACAUUGGAAAAACGCAAUCAAAAGAAGAAAAAGAGGACAGCAUUUGUGUCUUGGAUGACAAAAACUGUGAUGAGGUUGCACCAGAAGUAAGUUCAAAGUCGAAGAAGAAGCCUUGUCGAGCUGCUGCCACACAUGUCUUUGAUACUAUUGCUGGAAGACUAAGGCAGAGACGUGGAAGAAGCAAUCUGGAAGCAUAACAUCUCGAGUAACAAAAUAGCGGGAUGGUCUUUUGCACCCGAAACAGGUUACGACGUUUAAUGGUUAAGCUUAUUUGCUGUGAACAAAGGUCUAGGUGACUGGUGGUUUUUGCUAAAUGUAAUAUAUAUAACCUGUUUAAGGGUGUCUUUUUGCAAAACUUUUUAACUAAAGUUAACUGAAGUGAUCCAAUAUGAAAUCUGCUUCUGAGGUUAGUCAAAUAA